ACCAUCCCUACGGUAAAUAGAAUCAAUAAAUAAAACAUAUUUACAUUGUGUUUUUAUUGAGUUUAUUUUGAGUUGUUAAUAUAAUGGCAAGCAAAAGAAAACAUCCUGGUGCCGGUAAAGCCCAAGAAGAAUCCUUAAAAAAACACACGCUUGACUCAGAUGAAGAGGAUUCCGACGACUACGAGAGGGAAUAUCUCAAUGAUAGCGACAUUGAAGGAGGAGAGGAAGGCGUAGCAAAAGUAGAAGACGAUGUGAAGGUAACACCGUUUAAUAUGAAGGAAGAAUUGGAGGAAGGACACUUUGACAAAGAUGGCCACUACCAUUGGAACAAGGAGGCAGAAGCAAAGGACAAUUGGCUAGACAACAUUGACUGGGUUAAGAUUGGCAAGCAGAAAAACUCCUUUGACCCUGCCAAAGAUGACCAAAACUCCAACUCUUCGGACGAUCAGAUCGAACCUGCGGGAAAGGCCUUCAAUUUGUCCAUGAACCUGAUGAAAAUGCUGGAGUUUAUGAAACAAGGAGAGACUGUUAAGAUGACCCUGCAACGACUGGGAAGUCAGCGUCCGGUCCUAACAACUCUGCAAAGAAUUAAACAGAAGAAGGCCGGCAUUGUUGACACAAAGACGCAGGAAAUCUCCCAACUCACAGAGCUGGCCAAUGAGAUCCUUUCGAAAACCGGCAAUAUGGACAUAUAUCAAGAGACCUUUGAAAGCAUAAAAUCAAAGCUCGCAGAUUUGCCAGGUACAAGCAAAUCCAAAGUAGCCGAUGAUAUUGACAUGUAUGCAGAUGAUUUUGAAACGAAAGAGUUGCAGCGGUCCAAAACCUCGAAUGCUACGGCAAAUCCCACGAUGACUACUUCGGAAGUGACCUGGGAGUUCAAAUGGUCACAAAAUGAGACUGAAAUACAAGGUCCCUUUACCACUGAGAAAAUGUUGAAAUGGUCCCAGGAAAACUACUUCAAAAAUGGAGUCUACGUCCGAAAGUGUGGCGAAAACACCAAUUUCUAUACCAGCAACCGCAUAGAUUUCGAUUUAUACUUGUAAGCCUUAGGUAAAAAUAUUGUAAUUAACAUUUUUCAAUGGCUUUUUUUCCUGCCCAAUAGAUUUGUUACAAGUUCGAAUAAAAUGCAUUACAACACUUAUUUUCAUUAUUAAA
Molecule: messenger RNA, 1155 nt
Organism: Drosophila rhopaloa
Lineage: Eukaryota; Metazoa; Arthropoda; Insecta; Diptera; Drosophilidae
Gene: holn1
Product: CD2 antigen cytoplasmic tail-binding protein 2 homolog
Exons: 3
Coding region: 84-1043 (319 amino acids)
Cellular component (GO): U5 snRNP
Molecular function (GO): protein binding
Source: RefSeq, a predicted model, not a curated record